AUGCGGUCGCCCACGUCCUUUCUCUGCGAUCGGCAGAUGCAAGCUUUUGAUGGGCGGCAGUUGGCCGCGGACUUUGACACGGAAGACCUUGGGGAGCUUGUAAACGUCGUGCACCACGGCCGAGCUGCCCACAAACACUUCACGCUGAGGCAGGAACCACCGACAAGGCAGGUGAGCAAACACCCUGACCUUAGUUCCUGCCCCUGCGCAUUGCACUUCCGGAAAGUCCAGACGGCUUGCAACCGGCAAUUUCAGGGAAUUGAAACACUCACUUUGCGAAUGUACAUGCUGAAGAACCUUCAGUGGUAG
Molecule: messenger RNA, 309 nt
Organism: Symbiodinium natans
Lineage: Eukaryota; Dinophyceae; Suessiales; Symbiodiniaceae
Source: the annotation of a GenBank genome assembly